GAUACUUUGGUCUAAGCAGCAUUUGUCCAGAAGAUGGCGCCAGCACCAGCGGCCACGCAAGCGCCAAAGGCGUCAGUGCACACAGCAACAACCAACCCCCCCCCCCCCACCCCGCAAAAAAAGGGGGCGUACCGUUCCGGACGGAGCCCGGGCUGCGACGAGUCUCUGCGGUGCCAGGCGGAGGAGAGCGACCCCGCGAUUGCUGCGCUUCGUCGGCGUCUUUACGCACAAGGAGCGCUCGUUGGAAUCACCGCGCGGAUGACGCUCCGACACACCUUCCACGGGUGGGAACCACUCAGGGAGAUGAACCGGGCUGCAGAAUCACUCGCUCGGCGUUAUUAGCCCGCGACGUUAAAAAUAAGAAGAAGGGGAGAGAAAGGAAGAAAAAAAAAAAGAAAAAAAACAAGCAAGCCUCUUGUGGACUUGUGAAGUCCAAGCCAACAUGUCCAGAACCCUGAAGAAGAAGAAACACUGGUCCGGUAAGGUGGUGGAGUGCGCGGUGUCGUGGGGCAACCUGGGCGACUUCGGCUCCGUGGUGGAGGUGCUGGGGGGCGCCGAGCUGGGCCAGUUCCCUCACUUGGGCCAGAUGAAGCUGGACGUGCUGGUGUGCCACGUCGGGAAGCUGCCCUACUACGGCGACGUGCUGCUGGAGGUCAACGGGACGCCCGUCAGUGGACUUACCAACCGGGACACGCUGGCCGUCAUACGACACUUUCGGGAGCCUGUUCGCUUGAAGACGGUCAAACCCGGCAAAGUAUUGAACACGGACCUGCGCCACUACCUCAGUCUGCAGUUUCAGAAGGGCUCGCUGGACCACAAGCUACAACAGAUCAUACGGGACAACCUCUACCUGCGCACCAUCCCGUGCACCACCAGGCUCCCUCGGGAGGGGGAGGUGCCCGGCGUGGACUACAACUUCAUCAGCCUCGGAGACUUCCGGAUCCUGGAGGAGAGCGGCCUUCUCCUGGAGAGCGGCACGUACGAUGGCAACUUCUACGGGACCCCGAAGCCCCCCGCCGAGCCCAACCUAGUUCAGCCCGACCUGGUGGACCAGGUCCUGUUCGACGAGGACUUCGGCGGCGACGUCCCCCGCAAGCGCACCACCUCCGUCAGCAAGAUGGACCGCAAGGACAGCGCCGUGCCCGAGGAGGAGGACGACGACGAGAGGCCACCGCUGGUCAACGGCUUGCCUGAGCACAAGGCCGACUGGAGGCGAGCGGUGCCCAGCUACGCCCAGUCCAGCAGCACCAUGGACUUCCGCACGUGGAGCUCGCUCCCCCGCGACGACAGCCUGGAGCCGCUUCCGCUCAACUGGGAGAUGGCUUACACGGAGACGGGCAUGGUCUACUUCAUCGAUCACAACACCAAGACAACCACGUGGUUGGACCCCCGCUUGGCCAAGAAGGCAAAGCCCCCCGAGAAGUGCGAGGAUGGAGAGUUACCUUACGGCUGGGAGGAAAUUGACGACCCGCAAUACGGCACAUACUACGUGGACCACAUCAACCAGAAAACCCAGUUUGAGAACCCGGUCCUGGAGGCCAAGAAGAGGCUCAGCCAGGGGACGGCCACCAUCCAGAAGGCCGCUGCGUCUCAUGGUAAGAGCGCCGUGCCGGGCUUCACUGUCGACCCGAGCCAGCUGAAGGGCGACAUGUACCGCACGGCGCUGAAGAAGAGCUCGCAGGGCUUCGGCUUCACCAUCAUCGGGGGCGACCGCACCGACGAGUUCCUGCAAGUGAAAAACGUCUUCAGUGACGGCCCCGCUGCCCACGACAACAAAAUGGCCUCUGGUGAUGUGAUCGUGGAAAUUAAUGGAUUAUGCGUUCUGGGGAAGACCCAUCCGGAGGUGGUGCAGAUGUUCCAGUCCAUUCCCGUCAACCAGUACGCGGGCAUGGUCCUCUGCCGCGGCUACCCGCUUCCCCCGGACGUGGAUCUCAACACCGACGACCCUCUGCCGCCGCCUCCACCGCCGGCCAACCACCCACCGCAGGCGCUGCACGGUGGCGAGGUGGUGACGGCCGUGCCGCUCAUCAACGGGCAGCCGCUUUUGGUCAAAGGCGACGUCCUGCACGGCUCUUCCCAGGAGCUCCACUACGUCACCACCGACUCCAGCGGCCGGCCGGUCGUCGCCGCCUUGCCCAAUGGCAGGCAGGGCGACUCGUCCGCUGGGAUGCUCCAACCGGAGCUGGUGAGCGUGCCGCUGAUCAAGGGGCCAGGCGGGUUCGGCUUCGCCAUCGCCGACUGCCCGCUGGGCCAGAAGGUGAAGAUGAUCCUGGACGUACAGUGGUGCCGCGGCCUUCAGAAAGGGGACGUCAUCAAGGAGAUCAACAGGCAGAAUGUGCAGACGCUGAGCCACGCGCAGGUGGUGGACAUCCUCAAAGACUUCCCCGUGGGGAGUGAGGUCGAAGUGCUUGUGCUGCGUGGAGGUCAAACGUCGCCUGUGAAGAGUCUCAAGCCUAGGCAGGAAAUGACGGCCAGCACAGAGACACUGGACGCCAUCGGCGAUUCGGCUCCCCAUGCGCUACAUUACCACUCCAACACGAGUACCCUGCGUGCUGCCGCAGCCGACUCCCCCAAGCGAGACGCCACCGAGAUGUACCUGAAAUCCAAAGCCCUGCUGGAGAGCAGACAGCCCCACACCAAAGACAUUGAUGUGUUCCUCAAGAGGGAUAUCGAGACGGGCUUUGGCUUCCGUGUUCUGGGCGGAGAAGGUCCACAGCAGCCAAACGUGUUCCCCCAGGUGUACAUCGGGGCCAUCGUGCCCAACGGCGCCGCGGAAAAGGACGGCCGCCUGCGGGCCGGAGACGAACUCAUCGGCAUCGACGGCGUGAUGGUGAAAGGCCGCUCACACAAGCAAGUGCUGGACCUCAUGACCAACGCCGCCCGCAACGGUCAAGUCAUGCUAACGGUGCGCAGGAAAGUCAUCUACAGAGACACCACAGAGGAGGAGGAAAUGGCGCCGACGCUGGUGAACGGCUCCCCCAAACUACCUCGGUUGCCCAUGCCCAGCGCCCUUGACCACGAGUCCUUCGACAUCACGCUGCACCGCAAAGACACCGAGGGUUUCGGUUUCGUCAUCCUCACAUCCAAGAGCAGACCCCCGCACGGAGUUAUCCCGCACAAGAUCGGCCGCAUCAUCGAAGGCAGCCCGACGGACCGUUGUGGCCUGCUGCACGUCGGCGACCGCAUCUCGGCCGUCAACGGUCGCUCCAUCCUGGAGCUCUCGCACAACGACAUCGUCCAGCUCAUCAAGGACGCCGGCAACGUGGUCACGCUCACUGUGGUGCCCGAGGACGAGUACAAGGGUCCCCCAUCUGGUGCCAGUUCCGCUCGACAGAGUCCAGCUCUUCAGCACCGAGCCAUCGGCCAACGCUCGGCGCUACAGGAUGAACGCUACAACCUGGACCUGGAAGACAAACGAGAUGGCAUCUCCUGGUCCGAACACAAAAACAUCCCAGUGGAGCAGGGGGCUCUGUGUGUGACCGGACCCAACCAGGGCUGUGUGACCGUUGAGCUGGACAGGAGCCCCAGAGGCUUCGGCUUUAGCCUGCGAGGGGGCACCGAGUACAACAUGGGUCUGUACAUUCUGAGACUGGCUGAGGAUGGCCCCGCCCAGCUGGAUGGAAGGAUCCAUGUCGGAGACGAGAUCGUGGAGAUCAACGGCGAGCCGGCCCGCGGCAUUUCGCACACGCGCGCCAUCGAGCUGAUCCAAGCGGGAGGAAGCAAAGUGGCGCUGCUGCUCCGACCCGGCGCCGGCCUGACUCAAGAUGCCAGUAAAAAACACAUUUCUCCCUCCAACUCCCCCAGAGAGGUGUUUUUCUCGGACACAUCACCCUUGUUCUCUCCAUACCUCACCGGGGCUUCCAUCCUCGCAUCCAUUCCUGACUCCGGCGGUCCGAAACACACUCGGCGCCGGGGCGGCACGUCCUCGCCGCGGGGUUUGAGCUCGGUGGCGGAGCGGGACGAACAGUGGGACGAGGAGACCGGGACGACGCCGAUGACGCCGGGGAGGAUGACGAGCGGCCCGAAAGCAAGAGGGACUUUAUUCGAAGCCAAAGACGAGCCUCGCGGGGCCGGGCGAACUGAGAGCCGGGCGCCUGUAGCAACGUGCGGCGAGAACAGAACCAUCCGAACACGGUCAGCAAGCCUCGGGGCGGGACCUCGGCCGAGCGGCAUCCGGAAGAAGAAGGACUCCGGGAGCAGCGAGAGCAGAGGUGGUCUGAGUUCGGGACCGAUCCGCGACCCGGCAAGACAAUCCCAAACCCGCAGAGCAAGCGAGAGAAGCUCUGUCCAGAGAGACGUCAACAGCAGCCAGAGCUCAGAGGACUGGAAGAGACGUAAAGACACUUGUUUGAAAGGUUCCCCAGUUACCCCGAGCAAGGCGGAACCUGUGGCCUCCAGGACUCCCAGGAGCCCUCCCAAGGGCCCACCCAUUAGCCCCGGCAAAUGGAAAGUACCCAGCCAAGCCCGGAUCCUCACGCAGGCAGAGGUCCUCCGCCACCCUUUUUGGUAGGAUCCUCAGCCGAUCGUUCGAAGUGCUUCCAGCUGACACUUUUAUAGCCCUUUGAUGGUCUUUUUUUGGGGGGGGGGAAUACACCGGUGGCGUUGUAGCAGCCCCCAGCCCGCCGCCCCUCUGCCUCCACUCGCUGCUCUCGGAUAAGCGGAACGUCUCGCUGUGUGAAUUUGUGCCAAUCGCAUCCAUCCGCUUCAUUAUGCAAGGCAAGGAGGGAAGCUCGCUGGGGAAUAUUUUUGUAUUUUGCAUGCAGUCGAUCCUUCUUUUUGACACACAAGACGACCGUUCUUCAUCGCCCCGUGUUCAACUCCAGACUGUUCGCUCUCUUCCAUACGCAUCCUUCAAAUGACCAGAAACUUGUGCUUUUUGACAUCUUGUUUACUGAGCGUACAAAACAACAGCGAUAAGAUUUGAU
This is a messenger RNA of Phycodurus eques (leafy seadragon), 4925 nucleotides long. Its product is annotated as membrane-associated guanylate kinase, WW and PDZ domain-containing protein 3-like. Lineage: Eukaryota; Metazoa; Chordata; Actinopteri; Syngnathiformes; Syngnathidae. Bases 443 to 4510 code for a protein of 1355 amino acids. The transcript is spliced from 22 exons. Gene Ontology annotation, molecular function: protein binding. The record is from RefSeq and is a predicted model, not a curated record. Gene Ontology annotation, cellular component: cytoplasm. Gene Ontology annotation, biological process: signal transduction.